UGGCUCUGGUGCCAGUUACCUGUUAGCCGUGAAGCAGUCCGUAUCUGCGACCAAAGAAAACCGUUGACCGACCGUUCGUGAUCCGCAUUAUCGAUCCUCUUUGUUAUUGUUAUUGAUAUUUUGGAAACGAAACAAUUUCUGCACACCUACGCGAAUAAGCGAAUACGCGAAAAGCUUAACGACCCACUUAUUCUAAUCGUUGCGAUCAAAUUAAGCCAUGCGGGGCGCUACUGUUUACUACCUUAAAAUACUCUUGGCCAUUUGUACGGUCCACGAAAUGGCUGGCGGCCUCAUCAGGAACACCACGGAUGCCGCCUACAAGAAGUAUCUGUCACUCAGGUCGCUGCCAUUCGAAGACUGCGGUUCUUUGUACAGAGUCAACUACCUGGACAUCGAAAGCUGCUCAACAUUACCUUGCUCUAUGAAACGGAAUGCGAUUAUUAAGGUGACGGUGCUCUUCGAUGAUAACGGCAAUGGCGUCACCUUCCUGAAGCACGAAGUCCGCUGGGUGUUCAACUAUAUCAAGACCCAGGCGGCCAUAUCACCGGAUCCAUGCGAUGGCGAUCACGACUGUAUCAUGAGUGCCAGCGAUGGCAAGACCUAUUGGGCCAAUAUAUUUGUGAACGAAACAUUGCCGGUGAUGCGUGGCAGCAUGCUGUGGGAAUCCAAGGAUGAGUGCAAUCAGAACCUCAUAUGCUUUGAGGUCCCAGUGCUGAUCACAGUGUGAAUACGACUCGUACCGUACAUAUGUAUACGAUAUACGUACAGAUAAAAUAAAGUAAUUGGUGCAUGCAAAACUACA
Messenger RNA from Drosophila persimilis, 802 nucleotides. RefSeq names its product NPC intracellular cholesterol transporter 2 (gene Npc2f). Lineage: Eukaryota; Metazoa; Arthropoda; Insecta; Diptera; Drosophilidae. The record is from RefSeq and is a predicted model, not a curated record. Gene Ontology annotation, biological process: intracellular cholesterol transport. Bases 218 to 727 code for a protein of 169 amino acids. The transcript is spliced from 4 exons.